AUGCUUUGUUUGACAAGUCAUGCGAAAGUUGGAUCUGUGGCAUUCGAGUACAAGAAGAGUGUGUUGCUUGAACGAUACUUCUGGAAGACCACGUCUGAGCCAUACAGUAGGUUAAUGCACAGUAACCCAUCGUCAUAUCCCAACCACCGAGCAUCCCGAAUUCCAACUUUGUCCAGCACAUGUUCAAAGGUCUUACAGCACGCGUCAUUUGAUUUUUUUAGAGACGGCCUGAUGAAUAAAUAA
Pyricularia grisea is the source of this 243-nucleotide messenger RNA. RefSeq lists its product as uncharacterized. The record is from RefSeq and is a predicted model, not a curated record. Lineage: Eukaryota; Fungi; Ascomycota; Sordariomycetes; Magnaporthales; Pyriculariaceae. The transcript has a single exon. Bases 1 to 243 code for a protein of 80 amino acids.